AAGUCCAAGUUGUCAAAAGUCAAAAAUACUAAAACAACGUAUCGCCCAGUAAAACAAGGCUCAUAAACGUGUAAAAUAACUAAAUUGUAUUGUUUUUUCUUCAAAUAUUAUUAAGUAUAUAAAAUGGCAGAUAAAAAAAAGAAAAUAUUUGUUUCGAAGGAGUCCAGUGCUCCAAAAAGGCCAGUUAUAUUAAAAUCAGAGCGUGACACUGCCAAAGAUCCACCGAAGGAAAAAGAAAAGCCGCCAACCAUUAUUUUAAAGACUCGUGAACAAAGUGCACCAAAAGAAGAGAGACCUCUGAGCCCUAAUGUCCAAGCUGCAGAAAAUGAGGGGCCUCAACCUUCUAAAAUUGCCCAAAAUGAGAAUAAGGAGAAGAAAAUUAUAGAACAGAAGCCAAGUGCACCAUUAAAGUACAUGACUGAGGCAGUGAAGCUUUUGGAUGAAAAUUUAGAGUUCAACAGUGCGGCACUAGAGUUCCUGCAUGACUCCAGUGUUAAUUACCUUGUUAUUGGAAUUAUAGGUACUCAAGGUGUUGGUAAAUCUAUGAUCCUUAAUCUAAUUGCCCAGAAUAACGCAAUACCUGACUUGUGUACACAAAUCCUAAACUCUCAUGAAAUACCAGCCAGCCUCGCUUUUGAGGGCAAUGAUGCAUCAUCACUGGAAAAUCAGUUAGAUGGCCUCCAUUUUUAUGAAACCCCUGAAACGAAUGGAAAGGUGGAAAGUAGUUUCUUCAAAUUUAAAAUGCAAGAUAUUGACCAGAUUGAGAGAGGAGUACACUGCACAAAAGGUGUAGACAUGUAUGUAACUGCAGACCGGGUGAUACUCCUCGACUGCCAGGCUCUAUGGUCACCCGGACUAAUAGAGGAGACUAACAUCAACCCUAUAACGGCGAGGAGCGCGAAUGUGGUCACAGUGGACUGUCUCCAAGUUGCUUCCUUCCUAAUGGCGAUAUGCCAUGUUCUUAUAGCAGUUCAGGACUGGUUUACGGAUUACAAUUUUAUUAGAUAUCUCCAAACAGCCGAGAUGCUGAAACCAUCCCUUUCAGCGUCAAGUUCUGCCAGCUCCGAAGAAGCUUCAUCUGGCGAGAGCCACCCCCACUUACUGCUGCUGCACAACCGCUGUCAACUUGAGGACUACACCCCGGAGGCGGUUAAGACUAUGCAGGAUUUAUACAGGAAAGCGUUCCAAAAGUCGAGCCUGCAGCUAAACUCCGGCAUGUACUUGUAUAGCGACUCCAACCGCAACGGCCUGAGCGCGGACUGCCAGGGCUGCAGCUUGGACACCUGCGGCCCGCCCCUCAACUUGUUCCUGUUGCCUGAGAUCUACGAUGAUUUUGAUAACCGAGAGAUCUACCGCGGCCACCCCACGUUCGAGGAACUGGCCAAGCGUCUCCGCUGGAUGGUGCUCGGCGUCCAGCGGCACCCCAUCACCAACGUGCCGAAUCUGUCCGAGCGCUCAUGGUUCCAGUACUGCGGCAAAGCCUGGGAGACCAUCAGGAAAUGCACCUUCUUCAUGGAGUAUGAGAGGUUCCUACCGUGAUUUUUAACUGCAAACUGGUUCUCAUUCGCUAUAUAAACUGCUGUAGUUACCAGUCUAAGGGCUACAGACCCUUGUUACCUACACGAUAGAGUAAAAAUAGGUGGAGUUGCUUGGCUAAGGAAUAAAAACAAUCGCCACAAUGAUGCAGCAUAACCUCUUAAUGUUAGAGCGAGAAGAGACGAUCUACAAAGAAUUAAUAUAUCUUUAUUAUCAUGCAGGAUGUAAGCAGCGGGCUUCGGUUGUUAUAAAUAUCAGACUUUUUCCCUAACAUCAAGUUCAGAUAAAAACUUUGUAAUUUAUAUAAGUCUAUAUGCAUUUUUAUAAUUCGGCAAAAUAAAUACAUAGCUAGAAAAUAUUUUUUUCUUGUGUCACCUGCAUUGCAUAUAGUUCGUUCGAUAGAAAAUCGAAGCGAAAAUUGGACACUUCGGUAACCAUCUACCUCAGCCUAUGCCAAGAGAGUUUGAAAUAGAGGUGGAUUGUCAAAGAAAAUUUUGUAGCCACAGUAAAUUUGCUGCCAUCUUUAGACACAUGAUUAAAAGUUUUAGAACGCCAUUUGACUUUGAUCUUUAUUAUUUCAUUGAUAUGUGUUAAAUUUGUUAAAUAUCAAAAAGUGGCGCCAUCUUACCGGGCAUAGGCCAAAGGUUGUGGCGCCAUCGCUCGAAACGAUGCCGCCAUACCUUUGACCUUUGAUCUAUUAAUUGUCGCCACUUUUUGUUAUUUAACAAAUUUAAGACAUAUCAAUGAAAAAAUAAGGUUCAAAGUCAAAUCGCGUUCUAAAAGUUUUAAUCAUGUGUUGAAAGAUUACAGCAAAUUAACUGUGGCUACGAAGUUUUCUUUGACAAUCCGCCUUUAUUUCAAAUUCUGUUUGCCUAUGCUAGCCGCUGUCAUAUAUCUGAAGUCCAUUUACAUUACUUUAUUAAAUUAGGCCUAGCCGGGUAUUGGCCGCAGGUUAACCCUUAAAACCGCCACGCCAAAGACGUCAAUUGAUACGAUACACGAUAGUGUCGCUCAAAGAGUUGAAGUCGGAAUUAUUUCAAUUUUAGAACCGGUACAGCGCUAUUUACACCACAGCAAACAUUAUUAGUCCAAGGUCGAAAUUAUACCUACGGUAUUUUUCAUAGAUAUAAGAAGUAAGGAGAUUUAUAACGAAGCAUAAUUUCAACGAGUCUCGCUGUCUCCAACUGUCCCCCACCACAUCAUUAAAGGCGUGGCCAGACAACCAACUCACGCGCUGUGAUUGGCCAAACCGCGCGGUGUAGGAGCCUAGAGCGGCGGCACUAGAGUGAGGACAAUUCGAUAGAGCUAUCGAUAUUUUACAUGUUCUGAAAAUGACCUUAGAGUUUUGACAUAUUUGUUUUAAGUAAUAAUUGCCAUAGACUUAAUUUAUAUUCCUUUAAAUUUUUGACCUUAUUUACGAGCUAAGAAUUUUAAGGUACGUGUAAGGUAUAUUAGUUGAGCCAUAAGUUCUCUCACAAAGGUUUUUACUGAUAAAAUGUAAUACAAAGCUUUUAAUUAAAAAAAAAACAUGUACCAUGAUGCGAAAGCUUGUUUAUGCUUAACUAAUCAAAUUGGUUUAAAUUUCAGUAAUUAUUUGAUGUAAUGUUUGUUUAAAUUGUUUACUUUGGGAUUGUCGUUAGACGCGAGCGCUUCAUUAAAAGAAAAGUUUCAGUUUAUUAUAGCAUAUUUCGUCACCAAUUGAAAGCAAUUCCAGCAUGUUAUAUAGUAAGUAUAAUGCACCAUUAAAUAAGCUUUUAUAUCAUAAUAUGUACGAAUAAUAAGGAAACAGUAAUCAUAAUUAUCAGUAAAAAUCUUUCUGAUAGAACUUUUGGAUCGACUAAGUAUACAAUAUACUAUUAUUUUAAACAUAUUUAUAUUCUAUCUGUAACUGUAACUGGAAACAUUUUUCUUGAAAAUGAUCCGAACAAAUAACACUGUUCUCGCUCAUAAACCAGUUAGGGCCCUCUUCCUGUAGCAUCUAUCCAUUUUUCGUUAAUACUGGGAUUUUUAGGGAAACUGAAAAAAAUUGCAAUCAUGAACAUAUUUCUUUUUUGACUCGCUGUAAACUGUACCUCUGUAAAUUCCAUUCACCACAGUUUCUUUUUCAAUUGUUUACUCUAAAUAAUUGUAUAUUAUUGUUUUCAAUUGUAGUAUUGUUUUUUUUUUACUUGUAAACCUUAUUAUCCACCACAGGACAGGCUAUGCCUAGUGUGGGGGCCAGCAUAAAUGUAAUACUGUUAUUAUUUUAUUUCUGAAAUAAAACAUUUGUACAAUUGUACUUAAUUAAA
Cydia pomonella (codling moth) is the source of this 3824-nucleotide messenger RNA. Its product is annotated as nonsense-mediated mRNA decay factor SMG9-like. NCBI's taxonomy places the organism in Eukaryota, Metazoa, Arthropoda, Insecta, Lepidoptera, Tortricidae. Bases 124 to 1539 code for a protein of 471 amino acids. The transcript is spliced from 8 exons. The record is from RefSeq and is a predicted model, not a curated record. Gene Ontology annotation, biological process: nuclear-transcribed mRNA catabolic process, nonsense-mediated decay.